Molecule: messenger RNA, 1651 nt
Organism: Alnus glutinosa
Lineage: Eukaryota; Viridiplantae; Streptophyta; Magnoliopsida; Fagales; Betulaceae
Product: ammonium transporter 1 member 2-like
Exons: 1
Coding region: 10-1512 (500 amino acids)
Biological process (GO): ammonium homeostasis; ammonium transmembrane transport
Cellular component (GO): membrane
Molecular function (GO): ammonium channel activity
Source: RefSeq, a predicted model, not a curated record
UUCCCUGUCAUGGCGGCUGCUAUCACCUGCUCUGCUGCCGACCUCCACUCUCUACUGGGUGGUGCCGGGAAUGGCACGGCUGCCGCCGAAUACCUUUGUAGCCGCUUUGAUGCCAUCUCGAACAAGUUUGUUGACACAGCCUAUGCUGUUGACACCACCUACCUUCUCUUCUCUGCUUAUCUUGUCUUUUCCAUGCAGCUUGGUUUUGCCAUGUUGUGCGCCGGCUCUGUUCGUGCCAAGAACACUAUGAACAUCAUGCUCACCAAUGUCCUCGAUGCCGCAACGGGCGGGAUCUUCUACUAUCUCUUCGGCUUUGCCUUCGCCUUUGGCGGGCCGUCAAACGGUCUCAUUGGCGCACACUUCUUUGGCCUCGAGAAGUUUCCUUCCUCCUCUUUUGACUACGGUUACUUCCUUUAUCAAUGGGCUUUUGCCAUCGCAGCCGCCGGAAUAACGAGCGGUUCGAUCGCGGAACGAACGCAGUUCAUUGCGUAUUUGAUCUAUUCGUCUUUCCUGACCGGUUUGGUCUAUCCAAUUGUUUCUCAUUGGUUCUGGUCUGCUGAUGGUUGGGCAAGCCCUGCUCGAUCUGAUAAUAACCUCUUGUUUGGAUCUGGAGUCAUUGAUUUUGCUGGUUCAGGUGUGGUUCACUUGGUUGGAGCUGUUGCCGGUUUUUGGGGCGCCUUCAUUGAAGGACCGCGCAUCGGCCGGUUUGAUCAUGGCGGCCGAGCCGUGGUGAUGCGCGGACAUAGCGGGACUUUAGUCGUUUUGGGGACUUUCCUGCUCUGGUUUGGCUGGUAUGGAUUCAAUCCUGGUUCGUUUAUCAGCAUCUCGAAGGCUUAUGGAGAGAGCGGUUCUUAUUAUGGGCAAUGGAGUGCCGUUGGGAGAACCGCAGUUACAACAACUCUUGCCGGAUGCUCUGCUGCCCUGACCACACUUUUCGGGAAACGCCUACUUUCCGGCCACUGGAAUGUCACCGAUGUAUGCAAUGGUUUGCUAGGUGGGUUUGCGGCAAUCACCUCCGGCUGCUCGGUUGUUGAUCCUUGGGCGGCAAUCCUAUGUGGGUUUGUUGCUGCUUGGGUUCUCAUUGGCUGCAACAAGCUUGCUGAAAAAUUCAAGUAUGACGAUCCAUUGGAAGCGGCGCAACUUCAUGGCGGCUGCGGCUCGUGGGGGAUAAUCUUCACUGCCUUGUUUGCAAAGAAGGCGUAUGUCAACGAGGUUUAUCCGGGGCUACCUGACCGGCCAUAUGGGCUGCUCAUGGGCGGCGGUGCAAGGCUCUUGGCUGCGCACGUUGUCCAGAUUUUGGUGGUUGUAGGAUGGGCGAGCGUUACCAUGGGGACAUUGUUCUGGUUGCUGCACGCAUUGAAGCUUCUGAGAAUUUCAUCAGAUGAGGAGAUGGCAGGAAUGGAUUUGACGAGCCACGGCGGAUUUGCUUACGAAUAUAAUGAUCAUGAAGGUGAGCUUGAGAGUCUGAAAAACAGAGUUGAGUUGACAAAGAAGGAUUCCUCAGCUGUUUGAUUUGAUUCUAAUCGAUCUCUAGGAGUUGCAUCUUUUCUUCAUUAUCAGCCUUCCCUUAAUUAGCCUGUGUAGUUUUACAAUUAAAGUGCUUGGUUUCUUUUAGAUUUCAAUUAAAAUGAAGUUUGCUGUACACAAUGAA